Molecule: messenger RNA, 1514 nt
Organism: Hyaloscypha bicolor E
Lineage: Eukaryota; Fungi; Ascomycota; Leotiomycetes; Helotiales; Hyaloscyphaceae
Exons: 1
Coding region: 89-1114 (341 amino acids)
Molecular function (GO): protein binding
Source: RefSeq, a predicted model, not a curated record
UAUAACUCCGCUAAAUCCGCCAAAUUUCUCCAACUCUCUCGCCGAAACAACAUCAUCCGUCUUCUCUGUCCUCCUCUGCCACUCAAUCAUGGCCAUCACCAAGGUCCCUCUGACCAAAGCCGCAAUGCGCAAGGAAAUUCCAGCAGGCGAUGAACCUCUGGUCGACACCACAGCGUCUCUGCUGCUCCGUUCCAAGCGCCUGGAACGACUCCAAAAGAAACGCCACCAAAAAGAAGCUGCCUCGAAGCAGUACGCAACGUUCUUGGAUCUCCCCUCAGAGCUUAUCCUCAACAUCCUGAGCCUCCUCCGACCCAGCGACAUAUUCACGCUAUCUCAAGUCAACCAUGGCCUCCAAAACUUCAUCCUCAAAGAUGCAUCUCGCAUUGCUGGUACCGUCAUCGCAGAACGAUAUUCGAUUCUGACAAGAUGUUUCCCGCUACCCGUCCUCCUUGAGAACGUAGACAAAGAAGCACACUCCGCCCUCCUCGAUAACGAGAGACAAGCAAAGCACCUACAAAUCCACAAGAAACCAUACCAGCACGUACAAACCCCGGAUCCACGCACGAUCUGCACAUGCUUGACAUGCAUGCUGACAUGGAACAAUCUCUGUCUUCUGGUCGACUUCGCACACUGGCAGCAGAAUUUAGAGCAAGGGGAACCCAUCCCGAUGGUCCCGCGUGGGAAAAAUCCCAAAUGGAACCAAACGCUCAUCUCAGCCAACGCAGCAGUCGUCCAAAAGGCCCUCUACAACACAUUAUGGUACGCACGGAUCCUCGAGCAACAUCUCAAGUCCAUAGUUGGUUCAAUACGUCGGCACGGAAACAAUGCAGGGAACAAACGGCGACGGUUCAGGAUGACGGUACAAGAUGCUGCUACGGAGACUGAUGCCUUCCUGAGUAGGAGCAGACCUCCGUCAAUGGAUUUCCCGUUUCAUAGAGAUAGUUAUUAUAUGUUGGAGGCGUACCUGCCGAAUCGAGGGUGGAAUUCGGAGGUCAAUGGGUGGGUGUACAUGCCAGCAACGCAGCAUGAUCGAGACGUUGAAUUUGUCAAGACUUGGGCGAAAAGGAGAAGAGAGGUUGCUGCUGAGGCUAAGGAGUUGAAGGAGGUGUCGUGAUGGGAGAAUUGGUUCCCGUUCAUGGCUCUGAUCCGGUUGCAUUAAAAUUCAAAAUAUAGGGGCAGAUCUGGAUUUCCGAUACGCAUAAAUCCGAAGAGAUGCAUUCCAUGACCCGCUUCGUUCGGAUAAUCUCCUACUCUUUGGUUACCGCCUCGUUACUAGAAGGUUGUCUGAACCGAGUGGUGUUCAGAAUUUUCCAAACUAUCCCUGUGCUAUGUUCUCGCCUUCAUAGGACUCGCCCGUUACAGUACUGCCGGAGCGAUAUUGGGCAAUGUCCCAACAGGACUUCGACCAGUUGAGAACAGCCAGCUUCGCAAGAUCUGAGCUUAAGAUAACAUCUGCAUAUUAGCAAGCUAUUGUGAUAUGCGCAUCUCCCAAAACUAUGAGGGUUGAACGAGAG